This is a messenger RNA of Coccinella septempunctata (seven-spotted ladybird), 1987 nucleotides long. It is a transcript of the gene PPP4R2r, whose product is annotated as serine/threonine-protein phosphatase 4 regulatory subunit 2. The record is from RefSeq and is a predicted model, not a curated record. NCBI's taxonomy places the organism in Eukaryota, Metazoa, Arthropoda, Insecta, Coleoptera, Coccinellidae. Bases 143 to 1768 code for a protein of 541 amino acids. Gene Ontology annotation, biological process: protein dephosphorylation. Gene Ontology annotation, molecular function: protein phosphatase regulator activity. The transcript has 2 exons. Gene Ontology annotation, cellular component: nucleus; cytoplasm; protein phosphatase 4 complex.
GUCCUUGAAUUGUCAACGUCAAGUUUGGAGUUUGGCGUUUCUUGUUUGUGUUUUGCUUGAAUGAAAAAUUUGUGUUUUUGAUUCGGAGAGAUUUAAAAACGAAUAGAAAUCGUCAAAUACUAAGUAGAAUCCCUUAAUAAAAAUGGAAAACCCGGAAGAAGUACUGCAUAGUUUAGAACAAUUCUCAAAAUUCAGGCCAAAGGACAUUCCUAGAGAAUUAGAAGAAUAUUUAUGUUUUGUUGCUAAAACUGGUGAUCCAGUUUACCAGUGGUCAACAAUCAAACAUUUAUUGAGGGAGAAACUCAUCAACGUUGUGACUGAAUUUUAUGAAUCGUGUUCUUUACUUGAUAUCCAACCAUGCAAAAACGUAGAAAAAUUUGAUUACGACAUCAUGAAGUCUUUUAUUUUAGAGAGAUUAGAUACAUUUGUCUCUGCACCGUUCACAGUACAAAGAAUUUGUGAACUCCUCACGACUCCUCGAAAAGAAUAUAAUAGGAUAGACAAAUUUAUGAGAGCUUUGGAGAAAAAUGUUUUGGUAGUAAGCACUGUUGAACCUGGUAUGAAGAAUGCAGAAAAUGGGGACAGCAUAGUAAAUGGUUUAGAAUCUGAUGAAAUACCUGAAAAUAGGAACUGUAGCACUGAAAUUAUUGUUGUAGAAAUGGAAGAAACAACUUGGCAUAAAACAGAUGAAGCAGAACCAAUGCAGUUUCAGAGUGAAGAAGAUUCAUCAGCUGCCGAAGUUCAGGACUCUAUAAUGUCUGAAGCAGAGGACUCUGUGAAAGAAACUGUUCCAGAAACUGCUUGUAGCUCUUCUCAAGAUGCAGAUCCUACUACAGAAGAUCAGAAAAUAAUUGAAAGUGAAAGAGUUGAACCUAUGAACACAUUUAUUGAAGAAUGCAGCGAGAGUAUAGCUUCUAAGGAUGUGGUUGAAGAUCCACUGCCAGCAACAGAAAUAGAGAAUGAACUCAAUUCUGAGCCUGUUGAUUCAUCAGAUAUUUCAAAUGAAGUUGCAGAUACUGAAGUGGUUAGCUCUGUUGAUUCAAAGAACUCUGAUGCUCCUUCUGAAGAGUCUAAAAUAAGUGAAGAUACACAAGAAGAUCAUCUCAAACAGGCGGACUCAACAACUAGUUUAAAAUCACCCCAAAUGGAUGAAGUUCCUACUGAUUGUCAACUUGAGUCCAACUCUGUUGAAGCGCAACAAAUAUGUGAUAUUCAAGAGGUCCAAAAUACAAUAGCAAGUUCAGAAAAUUACAAUGCGAAUACAGAUUCGGAUUCAAACCAAAGCUCUGUUUCAACAGAACCUGAUACAGUUAACGAAGCACAAUUGAGUGAGAAUAGUUCAAGUGAAGCUAAAGAAAUAAUAAGUAAUGAAUCUGAAGAAAGCAUAAUUUACCACGAAGGACUGAACUCUGCUCAAGCUGACACAACUAGAGGUUAUGAAAAAUCAGUGAACACUUUCCAGAACAAAAUUGAAGAGAAUAAAGAUGAAGAAAUCACUUCAUCUGAUAAGGUUGUAGUAGCUAUCCCAAACACUUCUGUUGAUGAUAUAAGUGAUGAUGAAGCAGAGGCUGAAGUACAGAAGAUUGAUAUUCCAGAAGAGACUCAACAAGGGGAUAUCCCCUUAGUCACUGAAACCCCAGAAAAUGAUUCCCAGGUAACAGCAAGCAGUGAUGAAGUGACAAAAGACUUAGAAUCAAUAUCUUCAGAGUUAGAUAGAAAAGACAAAGGAGAUUUUAAUGAGGCUGAAGCAACUCCAGAAUCCAUUUGAGUUUUGUAUAGCUUGUAACGUGUGAGUUUAUUCUACGAUCUAAAUUUAAAUGAAGAUAUGCUGUAGAGAUUUGUGGUAAUUUGUUUUUUCUUCUUUUUUCAUCAAACAGCUAUCAGAGUUUGAAGGACUAUUCUGCCACUUCAUUGUGUUAAAUUCCAUAUUUAAGAGAAAUUGAUAGUGAAAUUUAUACAUUCAAUGAAAUUAUUUGGAAAACAAAAA